Messenger RNA from Misgurnus anguillicaudatus (oriental weatherfish), 1827 nucleotides. RefSeq names its product macrophage mannose receptor 1-like. NCBI's taxonomy places the organism in Eukaryota, Metazoa, Chordata, Actinopteri, Cypriniformes, Cobitidae. The record is from RefSeq and is a predicted model, not a curated record.
AGCAAAGAGGAGCUGUAAAAUCAUUGAUGGAGAUGAGUUUGGUUAUGCUGCUUAUGCCGUCAGGUGAGGGUUAUCAUUUAAAUCUGUUUUUACAAGUAUAUGUGCAUAUGCAUAUUUAAACAUGUUCAUUUUAACAGGACUUUUAAGCAGCACGUCUGAUUUCAUGCGAAAGUACUACUACAUAAAUCAGAGUAUGACAUGGGCAGCAGCUCAAAGUUACUGCAGACAGAAGCACAUUGAUCUGGCUACUAUAGACUCUAUGAAUGAUGUGAACAAGCUGAUAAAUACUGUGGAUCCUGGGUACAGUGGAUCAGUGUGGAUUGGACUGAAGAGGGCAACAUUGAGUCGAUGGGUUUGGUCUACAGGAGAUGACACUCUUUCACAGUACAGUAGCUGGUUGGCAGGAGAACCUUCUGGUGAUGGAUCAUGUGUUGAUUUUUCCAAAGGAGUUUGGAAUGAUUGUCCAUGCUAUAUUGCUUUGAAUUUUGUGUGCUACAAUGAAAGUGUCGGAAACGUCCUGAUAACGACUCCAAAAAACUGGAAUGAUGCUCUGAGUUACUGCAGACAGUAUCACACUGAUCUGGCCACUGCCCGCAGCUCUGUGGAGCAGAACCAGCUAAAUAAUGUUUCUGGAAGUGGACCAUGGGUCUGGAUUGGUCUGUUUAUGGACACUUGGCAGUGGUCUGACCAGAGGAAGUUCUACUUUAGAUACUGGGCAGCAGGACAACCAACAACUGGUGAUUGUGUUGCCAUGUCAACAACUGACUCUGGGAAAUGGGCAACUUACAGCUGUGACCAAUCACGUCCUUUUAUCUGCUAUGAUGUAUAUCAAAAACAGGUUAUCAGAUUAAACUUGUCCUGUCGCGGAAAAUGCAACAUGAAUGAUCCUUCACUACAGGCUGUCAUUUUAAACAAGAUUGGUACGAAGCUAAAGAGCAUAGGACUGGCCAAUUACAUCCGCAUAAACUGGGGGAAAAGAUAAAGGUUAAGAGUUGUUUCAUCUGAAGAGAGCAACUCUACUGCAAAUGCAAUAAAUAUGAAACCUUCAAAAUUGUGACUAAUCCUUAAUAGACUUUUGUAUACUGAAAAGGAUGGUUUCCCAGACAGGGGUUAUCUUAAACCAGGACUAGGCCUUAGUUUAAUUAGGAAAUAAAAUAGUUUAAACAAACAUGCCUUACUAAAACAUUACUUGUGUGCAUUUUGAGGCAAAACAAAUGGCACUGCUGUAUUUUAAGCUAUGUCAGUGCAAGUUCUUAGUUUUAUUUUUAGUCUAACCCUGUCUGGGAAACCGCCCCUAAAUGUCCUAAUAAUCAUCUUAAUUUAAAUCAAUAAGCAAUAAUUCUGAAGCACUUAAUGUCAUGUUAUGAAAGUUUAUUAGUUUUUACUGUUGUGGGCAUCUACAAUGUAAACUACACGAAGUAAACUUUAAAACAGACUCAAAGAAUAUUUAACAUAUUUUAAUGUAUGAAAUCAACCUUAAAAGUAUCAUGAUAUCUAGACUAUUUUGAAAGCUUAAAUAACAUUGUUAAUGAUCAUGAAUAAUAGUAUUGUUAAUCAAUAAAUCAAAGGAUGUACUAACAUUAGGCACAGUUGCCUUGAACCGUGCCGGAGGAGUACAACUGUCCCCACUCCACCACAGGCUUGCACUCACACAAUCCCUGCGUCCUAAUCUCCAUACUAUCCAUCCUAAAUAGUAUUUGAAAUUAGAAUUAGCAUGUCCCAAAUGAGUAUCCAUAAAGUUCCAGGGUGUUUUUUUCUAAGUGUCGAUCCAAUGACACUUAAACGGCUGAUAUUACCCACAAACCACCGCGAGAGGGCGGAGUUUAG